AGCUGGCUGCCAGCAUGUGGCCACUGCUUUCACUUGUCCGAGCGAGGAACGGCUCUGAGUACAGAUGAAAAUGAAAUCGCAUCAACCUAGCCCUUGAAGCUUGGCUGCAGCUAAAAUACUGGGGUGUCUGAUGUGGGGUUGGGGGAGGGCAGGCGACCUAAAUGGAGCUGAGCUUAAUCCUCGGUGCCCCGCCUGCAGCUGCUAUGCUGAAACUGAAUUUGGAAAACAAAAGGACUGCUUCAGGGACUUAAGCCCCCACCGCCUAUUCCUGCUGGCUAUUCCUAUUUCCUUCUGAAGGAAUGAAGGGAAGCUAAGAUCCAUCUUGGUUUUGCUUUUCUCGGAGGAAACUUGAGGAUUCUUGUUGCAUGAAGUGGGGAGAUCUGGGAUGCCCCUCCCUGCCCAGUUGUCCCUAAAUCCAGUUCCUGGCUUUCCAGCUGCCACGCUUCACUUGUGUGGGUGCUCAGCUGGUGACUGACCCCAGAUGCUGAGAGGCCUGUGUCCCUGGCGUUGGUCCUUGCUGAGCCGUCCUCGUAGCAGGCUGUGGAUUCUGAAGCAGUGCUUGUUCACCAUGAAGUUGGAGUCUCCAGAGUUCCAGUCCCUUUUCACUGAAGGACUGAAGAGUCUGACAGAAUUGUUUGCCAAAGAGAGACACGAGCUGAGGAUCGCAGGGGGUGCAGUGAGGGACCUGCUGAAUGGCGUCAAGCCGCAGGACGUGGAUUUUGCCACCACAGCCACGCCGUCCCAGAUGAAGGAGCUCUUCCAGGCAGCUGGUGUGCGCAUGAUCAACAACAAGGGCGAGAAGCAUGGGACCAUCACUGCCCGGCUCCACGAAGAAAACUUUGAGAUCACAACACUGAGGAUUGACGUGGCGACGGACGGGAGACACGCGGAGGUGGAGUUCACCACAGACUGGCAGAAGGAUGCCGAGCGCAGGGACCUCACCAUCAACUCAAUGUUCUUAGGUUUUGAUGGCACCUUGUUUGACUACUUUAAUGGUUAUGAAGAUUUAAAAAAUAAAAAGGUUCGAUUCGUGGGCCAGGCCAGACAGAGGAUAGAAGAAGACUACCUUCGGAUUUUAAGAUACUUCCGGUUUUACGGGAGAAUCGUUGACAAACCUGGUGACCAUGAUCCUGAGACUCUGGACGCAAUUGCAGAGAAUGCUAAGGGCUUGGCUGGCAUCUCAGGAGAGAGGAUUUGGGUGGAGCUGAAGAAAAUCCUUGUUGGCAACCACAUGAAUCACUUGAUGCACCUCAUCUAUGAUCUUAAUGUGGCUCCCUACAUAGGUUUACCUGCUAAUGCAAAUCUAGAAGAAUUUAACAAAGUCAGUAAAAAUGUUGAAGGCUUCUCCCCAAAGCCAAUGACUCUCCUGGCUGCAUUAUUCAAAGUGCAGGAGGAUGUGACCAAGUUGGAUUUGAGGCUGAAGAUCUCAAAGGAAGAGAAAAACCUUGGCUUGUUUAUUGUUAAAAACAAGACAGAUUUAAUUAAAGCGGCAGACGCUUCAGAACCAUUGAAACCCUAUCAAGACUUCAUCAUAGAUUCCAGGGAGCCUGACGCCACCAGCCGCGUGUGUGAACUCCUCAAGUACCAGGGCGAGCACAGCCUCCUAAAAGACAUGCAGCAGUGGUCCAUCCCUCCAUUUCCUGUAAGUGGCCAUGACAUCAGGAAAGUGGGCAUCUCUUCUGGCAAAGAGAUUGGGGCACUGCUGCAGCAGUUGCGGGAACAGUGGAAGAAAAGCGGCUACCAGAUGGAGAAAGAUGAACUCCUCAGUCACAUCAAGAAGAGCUGAACUCGAGAGCCGUCUUCUCGAGGCAGGGACGUUUAGGUAAGACUCCUUUGUGUUCACUGUCCCUAAUGAGAUUAAAGAAGCUCAAAGCCAGUGUGGAGGAUCUCCAUAGAAAAAGAAAAGUCUUAAUUAUACUUCAGACAGACUGCUACCUCCUCUCUGAUUCAUGUCAAGGAACCUUACCAUUUGUUUGGCCUAGUUUCUGCUGGAAUUGGUGGCAUCUUUCAUCUGUGUUGGCUUGAAAAGUACUGUGUUCAGUCUGCAGACCAGAUGUGCCCUUGCUGGUAGGCACACACUCGGGACUUGCUGCAGUGAGCUCUGUUUUAGUUGGUACUUGGCACUCGAGUUUCCUUAACCGUGUGUGCUGAGUCUGUCAUGUGAGCACACAUCUCUUUCAGAAAUGAGUUUAUGUGGGACGCCAGUAUAGAUCGGGUGUCAUAUGUUUGGUGACAGUAAUUCUGUCUCUUUGAAGUUAAAUGUCAGUCUGACUAGCAGGCCGCUGCUGCUCAGAACCUGGAUGCUUCCCAUAGGUAAAUAGUACGAAGUGUUGGUUCACUUCAGCUGCUGCAUUUCCAUACUUUAUACUUGGUUUUCCUUUCUGUAUAGAUAAUCAUAGCAUCUUUCUGCUCUGGAUUUGCACCUUGAUAAAACAGCUUUGAAAAGCAUAAUUCUGGUAAAGCCCAGCCAAGAGGGAGAGUGACAGGUAGUAUUCUGGGCAAGAAAGGGAGUCCUGGAACCACUGUGCCCACAUCAGUGGUUACAGGAUUGUGAGGUCCCCAGAACUCAGAUGGAGCUAUUCCAGAAUUGGACUGUCACAUGUUAAGACACUUUAUAUGUCUUCCAUACCAGAACACUUUUAGACCUCACUGUUUGACCAGAUGAAAAAAUCAGUGCAGGAUCUCCCCGCCAUCUGGAGGCAGUGGCCCUGGCGUGGUGGCUUAUUUUGGGAACACUAUUGGAUCCAAAAAAAAACAA
Messenger RNA from Erinaceus europaeus (western European hedgehog), 2758 nucleotides. RefSeq names its product tRNA nucleotidyl transferase 1 (gene TRNT1). The transcript is spliced from 8 exons. Bases 482 to 1786 code for a protein of 434 amino acids. Gene Ontology annotation, molecular function: RNA binding; nucleotidyltransferase activity. Gene Ontology annotation, biological process: RNA processing. Lineage: Eukaryota; Metazoa; Chordata; Mammalia; Eulipotyphla; Erinaceidae. The record is from RefSeq and is a predicted model, not a curated record.